AUGAGUACAGUGUCAUGUAUUACGGUUGAAGCCAACGAUCCUUGGGCGUUGGCGACGACGGUAGUCACUACCGUAGUGCCGGGCCCUGGGUCCAUGCUUCCAGGCUGUGAUGGUGUUGAUGCGCGGGAGACGAGUCGAGGCAACUUGCACUGCGAGUCUCGCAGGCAAGCCUGGCCUGCCAUCUAUCAUUGGGCCUCGGACCAUCUGCGGGUACCACACGUAUCGCAGCGUGGGCCUGCUCCUCUUGAAGAGGACCUCUUCCUGCCUUCAGACGCUCCAUACUUGCAGUUGCUGCUGCCGCACAAUGGAUACGCUGAUGGCCACGGCCGCAGAAUCUGGGCCCUACGAGUCGUAGGAGUCGUAGCACAAUUAGUUUGUCCUACAGUGCACGGAGCGGCUGACGGUGCCAUGAUGGCCAUCAAGACGCUAACACCAAAGCCUUUGCAGCGAGCACACAUCUGCUGCGGCAUUUACGCCGUAUUAGGCAAGCCGGACUGCAAGACUCAUCCUGUCCCGAUCCUUCGCACGCACGUACUCGCUCCUUUACGAUGGGGCGACUGA
Phytophthora infestans T30-4 is the source of this 561-nucleotide messenger RNA. RefSeq lists its product as uncharacterized. The transcript has 2 exons. The record is from RefSeq and is a predicted model, not a curated record. Lineage: Eukaryota; Oomycota; Peronosporomycetes; Peronosporales; Peronosporaceae. Bases 1 to 561 code for a protein of 186 amino acids.